AGAGAGAGAGAGAGAGAGAGAGAGAGAGAGAGAAAGAAUUAGAGAAGGCGCCCAAAACCCAGAGUCACUCAAAUUUCAAGUUACAGAAAUAGCGAAAGAGCUUCUCAGACCCGAAUGACCCUUUGAUCCUAUAAAGGUGUUGGCAAAAUCUGCAGUUUCAGUGGGUAAUGGACCUUCGUCCCAGACCGAGAAAACCUUUCUCUGGCUUUACUGAUGCUGAGAUUGAGAAAAUGGAGAAAGAACUUAAACAAUCAGGAGAACAGGUUUGUGACCAAGAAUUCUGCAAGAAAUUGGCACAGGCUUUCAGCCACUCUAAAGGUCGUGCAGGAAAACAGAUAGUGAAAUGGACUGAGGUCCAAACUUGGUUCCGGAACAGGCAGCGAAGUUGUCUCUCAAAGGAUAAUUCCGCAGAGGCCAAGAGGAAACUCCCUGAUGUGACUGAAGAAUGUGCUUUAGAUAAAGCAAUAACAUUUCAUAUGCCUGAAGGGCAAAAGGUUCCAGAUUUGUCAGACUUAGAAUUUGAGGCUAGGUCUUCAACAGAUGGGGCAUGGUAUGACGUUGAUACAUUUAUCUCACACAGGUAUCUUAGCUCAGGAGAACCUGAAGUUCUUGUGAGAUUCGCGGGAUUUGGAUCAGAGGAGGACGAGUGGAUAAACGUAAGAAAGUCAGUCCGGGAACGAUCUGUACCUCUUGAGAGUUCAGAAUGUAACAAAGUCAGGGUUGGGGAUCCUGUUUUGUGCUUCCAGGAGAGGAAGGACCAGGCUAGAUAUGUUGAAGCACGUGUUAUUGAAAUUCAAAAGAAAUUUCAUGAUAUAAGGGGCUGCAGAUGUCUCUUUGUGAUUCAGUAUGAUCAUGAUAACACAGAGGAAAUUGUUCAUUUGAGGAGAUUAUGUUUCCGGCCAAGCGUAUUAGGGCGUCUGUGCCAGAUUUAGGUUUUGAAUAUAAUUAUUGCAGCCCAACAUGUUUUGCCUUUUGAUGAUGCACAGUUUUGUUACCUUCAUUUGGCUAGUUGAUGCAGUAGGUUUAAUGCAGCUUAUUUUGCUUCUUGUGGCCCAUAUCUAAUCUAAACCAAUAUGCUAAAGGCAUAAUUUUGGUGAAAAUUUCAUAUGCCUAUUGUUUCGUAUAUCUGCAUUCUGGGGGUUGGACAAUUGUAUUGUGUCAGAAAACGUUUCCCAGAACUCUUUCAGAUGCAAUUUCUAGUUGCAAAUUUUAGUAGAAGAAAACAGUACAUAGAAGUGCAUUCCAGCAAGUCUCUAUAUUGUCAACAAGUGCUCCAAACUAUUAGGGGUCGUUUGGUUGGAAUACGAUUUAUACCGGUUUAAGUUAUGCCGGUAUAAGUUAUAUUGGGAUAAGUAAUGUUGGAAGUAGUUAUGCUGGGAUUGUUG
Molecule: messenger RNA, 1385 nt
Organism: Nicotiana attenuata
Lineage: Eukaryota; Viridiplantae; Streptophyta; Magnoliopsida; Solanales; Solanaceae
Product: protein SAWADEE HOMEODOMAIN HOMOLOG 2-like
Exons: 9
Coding region: 168-932 (254 amino acids)
Molecular function (GO): chromatin binding
Source: RefSeq, a predicted model, not a curated record